UGGUGCGUUCUAUUUAGAAACAAUAACACUAAACCUUACAUGUAGACUAGACUAGACAUGCAUAGAGAUCAGGUCUACAUUGCUUGACUACGUCAAGACAGGCUUCAUGAUGAGCAGACGUGUUGGUCUGGAGCUGGAGGUGGUGGACCUCACAAUACGGAGUGCUACCGACAGUGAAGAGGAGGAGAUCGUAUUCUCUCGGACAGCGCUACUACCUAAUCAGCCCCUCCCCAGUAUACCCUCUCUUAGGAAGGAGCUCUCUCUCUUCAAUGGUGUCACCUUGAUAGUUGGUGCCAUUAUUGGCUCUGGUAUAUUCUUCACUCCUAAGAUAGUGCUGUACCACACUGGUUCACUUGGUGUGAGCAUGGUGGCCUGGAUGGUUGGGGCACUCAUUGCAUUGGCUGGAUCCCUGUGUUAUAUGGAGCUAGGGCUAUUAGUGCGAUCCAGUGGUGGAGAAUACUCAUUCCUGUUAGAGGGCUACUCGUUCAAUAGAAGGAACAAGGGGACUACAUUACUGGGAGGUUGUAUAGCCUUCCUGUACAUCUGGUGCUCUGUGUUCAUUGUUCGACCAGGUAGCUUUGCCAUCCUCACACUGACAUGUGCUCAUUACCUGGCUCAACCAUUCUUCAUUGACUGCUCUGCUCCCGAGGCUGUUGUUAAACUCAUUGCAUUGGCCAUUGUCAUUUCUGUAGGGGCUGUCAAUGUGUAUAGUGUGAGGCUAACUGCUCAGAUCAUUGCCGUGGUUACGGUGCUCAAGUUGUUUGCAGUCUUAUUCAUUGCUCUCCUCGGGAUAGCCACUCUCAUCAGCAGAAGAUCAUUUCCUGAAGACCCUCACAACUGGUUCACCCCAAGAGAAGGGUUUCAACUAACUGCCUCUAAUCUGGCUCUGGCAUUUUAUGGUGUCCUCUGGUCCUACGAUGGAUGGAGUGUCAUAUUCUUUGCUUUUGAGGAGACAAAAAAUGUAGAAAAGACCCUCCCCCGCUCUCUGUUCAUUGCUGUCCCUAUAGUGGCGCUCUGUUAUCUCCUUGUCAAUAUUUCCUACUUUGGAGUGCUCUCCUACCAACAGAUACUGGCUGGAGAGGCCAUAGCUUUAACAUUUGGCAGUGCUGUGCUGGGUAGAGCUGGACUAGUGCUCUUCCCUCUGAUGGUGGCUCUCUCCACAUGUGGUGCUUCAGUGGGGGGAGUGUACUCUGGCUCCAGAGUGAGCUUUGUGGCUGCCAGGGACGGUAUGCUACCAGCAUUCCUCUCUGGACUACACACCAGCUACCAAACACCACUGCCAGCCAUCAUACUACACGUGUUUGGUGGAUGUGCCCUGAUCUUGAUUGGUGACAUCUCUGAGCUGCUCAACGGACUCAGUGCCGUUAUUUACCUCUUCUAUACUCUCAUCUUCUCCUCCGUGCUUAUAAUGAGGGUCACUCGGAGGAGGGAGCCACGCCCCUUUAAGGCGUGGUUUAUAGUCCCUGUGACGUUGUUUUCUAUUGCGGCAAGUCUGUUCCUGACAUUCCUCCCCCUCCAACAAAAUCCUGUCCCCUCAUUGGUCGCCUUCGGGGUCAUGUUGCUAGGACUACCAGUCUACUUCCUUGUCGUCAUGGAGACACCAUGGCGACUGAGACCACGCCUACUCGACGUCAUUACCAAGAAACUGACCAAGUUCACAGGCAAUCUACUCAACACUCAACUAGCAAAAUGAAUAAUUUUAAUUCAUCAAAAAUCAAUCACAAUUAAUUUUAUGCUGUUUUCAUAUGCAAAUCAUUAUUUUCGACACAAUCAACAAUUUAUUAACAACA
This is a messenger RNA of Halichondria panicea, 1790 nucleotides long. Its product is annotated as b(0,+)-type amino acid transporter 1-like. Gene Ontology annotation, molecular function: L-amino acid transmembrane transporter activity. The coding region runs from base 107 to 1693 and encodes 528 amino acids. Gene Ontology annotation, biological process: amino acid transmembrane transport. The transcript has 8 exons. The record is from RefSeq and is a predicted model, not a curated record. Gene Ontology annotation, cellular component: membrane. Lineage: Eukaryota; Metazoa; Porifera; Demospongiae; Suberitida; Halichondriidae.